Anopheles bellator is the source of this 1950-nucleotide messenger RNA. It is a transcript of the gene byn, whose product is annotated as T-related protein. Gene Ontology annotation, biological process: positive regulation of DNA-templated transcription; mesoderm formation; cell fate specification. Gene Ontology annotation, cellular component: nucleus. The transcript is spliced from 5 exons. Lineage: Eukaryota; Metazoa; Arthropoda; Insecta; Diptera; Culicidae. Gene Ontology annotation, molecular function: DNA-binding transcription factor activity, RNA polymerase II-specific; RNA polymerase II cis-regulatory region sequence-specific DNA binding. The record is from RefSeq and is a predicted model, not a curated record. Bases 1 to 1950 code for a protein of 649 amino acids.
AUGAGAUCAGUCGAGGCGAUGGCAACGUCGCACAUACUGUCCGCCAUUGAUCCAAUUUUAACUGGCUCAACAAACAGCGGCCCGGGAAUGAACGGUGGCGAUUCGGCCAAUGGGACUCAGAGCAACGGCGGACUCGGUGGCCAAUCCGGCUCGGGUGCGGUAACCAUGACGGGGCACCGUUCGGCCGGUGGCUCGAUCGGCGAUCGCAAUCUGUCGGUCACGCUCGACGACCGCGACCUGUGGAUACGCUUCCAGAACCUCACCAACGAGAUGAUCGUCACCAAGAACGGCAGGCGCAUGUUUCCGGUGGUGAAGGUGACCGCGACCGGGCUCGAUCCGACGGCCAUGUACACGGUGCUGCUGGAAUUUUCCCAAGUCGACUCACACCGCUGGAAGUACGUCAACGGCGAGUGGGUCGCGGGCGGCAAGGCAGAAGCACCGCCGCCGAACCCGGUGUACGUGCACCCGGAGUCGCCGAACUUUGGCCAGCACUGGAUGAAGGAGCCGAUCUCGUUCGCCAAGGUGAAGCUAACGAACAAGACGAACGGCAACGGGCAGAUCAUGCUGAACUCGCUGCACAAGUACGAGCCGCGGGUCCACCUGGUGCAGGUGGUGUCGGACGCGCGGGACCAGCGGAACGUUCACACGUACCCGUUCCCGGAGACGCAGUUCAUCGCGGUCACGGCGUACCAGAACGAGGAGGUGACCUCGCUCAAGAUCAAGUACAAUCCGUUCGCGAAGGCAUUCCUGGACGCGAAGGAGCGCCCCGACUCGGUGUUCUCGCGCGAGAGUUCCACCUACGGUUGGCUCAAUUUCCACCCGUCGUACGCGACGGCCCAAUCCCCGCUGGCCUCGGUAGCACCGCCCGUGGUCGACCGGGGUUCGUACCAACCGCAUCCGCAUGCCGGUUCCCGCUCGAACCGGGUCGCACCGUAUACGACGCAACGAUCGCGUAACACUAGCGGAAGCUCUUCACCUCAGCACGGGUCCUACCUGCCGCUGGACACUGUGCCGUCGCCGGUCUUUUCCUCGUACCCUUCGACCUGGCAAACGCAAACCACCCCGGCCGGUUCCUACUGGAGCAAUGCGACGGGGGCGAACCAGGGUCAACCUGGGAACGCGGGGCCGGGAAGUCCCAAUUCGAUCGCGCCCAACAUUUCACCUACCCCGUCGAACGGGUCGCCUUCGUACGCUACGUCCUCGCCCGGUUAUCCGGCCAGCGGCGGGCAUCACGGCGGGGCUGGACUCACGCCGCAACAGCAACCGUACAUCCCGGUGUCCGGAUCGCAAAUGGACGGUGGUGUCUACCAUCAGUCGGCGUCGGGAUCGCCGCAGCAAAUCUACAGCCCUCCGAGUCAUCAGAUCUAUCACCCGACGCCGACACAGGUCGGGUCACCGAACCACCAGCUGUACGGGAACGUGCUGAACGCACCGUCCAUCACCAACCUGGGCUACUCCACGUCCUGGCACAGUGCGGGCGACUUCAGCAUGUACCAGAGCAGCUACCACUACCCGACGGCCGAGUACAUACCCAUGAUCGGUGAGAUCAACACCUACAACCACCCAUCGGACAUUACCGAGCUGACGUCGGUCGGUGUUCCCCAUCGACAUUUGGAUCCCUCGACUGGCACGGCGUCCCCGCUGCAGUACCAUACGCAUCACCACCAUCACCACAUGAGCGAAGGAUCUUCGCUGGUCCCCUCGUCCCAUCAUCCACCCCACCACGCGGGACCACCACCGACGGCGCAGUGCGUAGAGAACCAAAGUCCCGAGCCGGCACCCGGGACGGGCGGCGUGUCAACCCUCGGCUCGGUAACCUCUUCACCGGGUGGCUCGGUCUCGGGGCCACAGAUGGGCCCCCAAAGCCCCGGCCGGCAGGGGACGCUAAACACCGUCACGGGCAGCGCUUGGACGCCGCUCACGCCACCGCAGACGACGAGCGGUAUCUGA